Molecule: messenger RNA, 1077 nt
Organism: Ostreococcus lucimarinus CCE9901
Lineage: Eukaryota; Viridiplantae; Chlorophyta; Mamiellophyceae; Mamiellales; Bathycoccaceae
Exons: 1
Coding region: 1-1077 (358 amino acids)
Biological process (GO): galactose metabolic process
Cellular component (GO): cytosol
Molecular function (GO): galactokinase activity; ATP binding
Source: RefSeq, a predicted model, not a curated record
AUGCCGCGCGUGUUCGUCCCGGGACGCGUGUGUCUGCUCGGCGAGCACUCGGAUUGGGCCGGCGCGCGCGCGGCGCGCGAUGGCCCGGGAGCGUGCGUCGUCGUCGGCACGCGCGAGGGCGUCAGCGCGCGGUGCGACGUCGGUGAAGGGCCGCGGUUUCGCGUGGUUGGCGCGGACGGCGACGCGUUCGAGUGCGAUGUGAGCGUCGAUGACGCGCUCGAGCGAGAGGCUUCGAGCGGAGGGUACUGGUCGUACGUCGCCGGGACCGCGCUGGAGGUUUUGAGGCGAUUUCCGCGGUGUCGCGAGCGCGGGCUCGUCGUGGAGACGCUCGAGACGACGCUGCCGACGAGGAAAGGCUUGAGCUCGUCGGCGUGCGUCUGCGUCCUCGUGGCGCGGUGUUUCGGCGUGGCGUACGAGUUGGAUCUCGAGCUGAAGGAUGAGAUGGAGUUGGCGUAUCGAGGGGAGGCGGUGCACACGCCGAGCAAGUGUGGAGCGAUGGAUCAGGCGUGCGCGUACGGGAGCGAGCGCGUCGUGGCGCUCACAUUCGACGGCGAAGACGUGGACGUCAGAGCGUGCGAGGUUGACGGUGAAAUACACAUCGUCGUGUGUGAUUUGGCGGCAUCGAAGAGUACGGUGCGGAUUUUAGCCGAUUUGCAAGGAGCUUUCGACCGAGGGGACGAGGCGCUGCGCUCGGCGCUCGGUGCCCGUAAUCGAGCGCUCGUGGCCGAAGGAUUAGACGCGAUCAAACGCGGCGAUGCGCGGGCUUUAGGCGCGGUGUAUACGCGCGCACAGACCACAUUUGACGAAGCUGCGAUCCACAUCUGCCCAUCCGAGCUCACGGCGCCUCGUUUGCGCGAGACGCUCGCCGCCGUCGCCCACGACGUUCCGGAAACUGUCUUUGGCGCGAAAGGCGUCGGAAGCCAAGGCGACGGUGCCGCGCAAUUCGUGGCGGUAUCUGAAGCAGCGGCUAAAACACUCCGACAGUACUUGCACGACUUUUCGGGCGGUCGGUUUAAAGUAUUCGACGUCGUUCUGCGAGACGAAGAGCGCCACGCACGAACUAGCACACACAAAUAG